This is a messenger RNA of Drosophila serrata, 2443 nucleotides long. It is a transcript of the gene mtg, whose product is annotated as mind the gap. The record is from RefSeq and is a predicted model, not a curated record. NCBI's taxonomy places the organism in Eukaryota, Metazoa, Arthropoda, Insecta, Diptera, Drosophilidae. Gene Ontology annotation, cellular component: extracellular region. Gene Ontology annotation, molecular function: chitin binding.
CCCCAGCAGCAAGUUAAGUUCCCAACCUGUCCAGGUGCUCGCGAUCGUCGGUGCAGGUUGUAUUUUCCUCUUUGUCGUCCACCGAUUGUGCCGUGAUUGUGCAUUGCAGUGAGUGUGCUUGAGUGUGUGUCUCGGAUCGUAAAGAAAAAUUACACGCUAUACGCAUCCGACGAGGAAAUUAACUAAUCACAAUCAUUUCCGAAACGAGCGAGAGAGUGAAGAGGGGGAUCUACCGAAAAUUGAAAGCAACAUUCGAGCGAGAAAGAAGCUGUGGCCAAAAUGAACUUUUUUGUGAUUGGCUUUCUGAUCAUGCAGGCGGCAAGAUUGGCUUGCGGGACCUGUGUUUUAUCCUCCGAUUUCGGUUUCAUAAUCGAUUGUAACUUCAAAAAGUCUGGACUGUUUCGAGUACGAAAUUUGGGUGGCCUAAAGGCCCAUUUCGGUUUAGGUUUCAGCCUGGGCGAUGAGCUGGGCUUUCCGGAGUCGCUGGGCAAUGUGGAGAGCGAUCGCCGACGAGCCAUUAGCUACAAGAACGGAGCUCCACCGGAUUUGGUGGGCGUGCUUCCCUCCACCCAGCAGCAGGCCAAUACCCCGAUCCAACAACCCUUACCGGAGAAGAGAAUCAGUUCACGCUCCACCGGGGCAGCGGCUUACAACCUUCAGCAAGUUCAGCAACAGCAGCAGCAGCAGCAGCAACUAAAACUGAAACAGCAGCUUUUGCUACUGCAGCAGCAGCAACAACAACAGCAAGCACAGCAGGCCCAACUGAUGACCGAAGCGCGUCCCCUUCCCUUGGGUGUUCCCGCCUUCCGACCCAUUCCGAAGAAACAGCAGCAGGAGGUCGCAGCUCCUGGUCCGGCUCCAACUACGGCGGAGAGGCGGGUAGCUGUGGACACCCCAGAGCCCAGGGUCAGUGUCAACAACAAGCUGAUAAGUGCCAACGAUAAGCCUCACUCCAACCGCACCUUCCACGUGGCCAAUCCGGUGGUCUCCCAGCCCGUGGCCGUCCCUGUGUUCCAGGCCAUGCCAGCCUCCAUUGCCCGCAUCGCCAAUGUGGGAAAGGAGCACCGAACGGUGUCUAAUCAUCCGAACUACUUGCAGUUCGAGGAGCCCAAGUUCGAUCUAAAGGAUGUGACCGUGGAAGAGCUGGCCGCAGCGGCCAAUGUCACCGUGGACACCAUCAAACACGCCAUCUAUGUGCGAGAGCAGCAACUCAAGGCGGAGCACCGGGCCCAACUGGCGGCUAAGCUGCGAGAGGAGUUUAUGCGCACCUCCACCGUAAAAACUACGACGACGACGACGACAACUAGCACACCACGUCCUCAGAAGGCACUGGCCGAGCACAAGGUGUCGAAGGUAAUGAACGCCCCCAAGGAAUAUUAUCCCGUGGGCUACGAAAAGAACUUUGACGACAAUUUCAAAUCGAAAGUGGAUCUGCCACCGACAAGCUUUACCUGUGCCAAGCAGAAGCACUUUCCGGGUCUUUAUGCCGAUACGGAUUUGGGCUGCAUGGUCUUUCAUGUGUGCGCCCUCACCGACGACGGGAUGGUGCGGAAGUCCUUCCUCUGCCCAGAGAACACCUUGUUUGACCAGACGAUCCUCAAGUGCAACUGGUGGUUCUACGUGGACUGCAGCUCCAGCACUAGCAUAUACGACUCGAACAUUCCGAUCUCGAAGAGCUACCAACUGAUGAAGUCCCUCACAUACUUCUCGAAGUUCGCCGGCGGUCAGCGGCAGGGUCAGGAGCAAGAUGGCGCCAAGGAUGAGAACGCUUUAGACAUUGACUCGUUGCGGGAGUCGAUGGAGGGCGUGUCGCGGCGCCAGGAGCAGAUCAAGAAGGCGGAGCAGCGCGAUGCCGAGGAGAGGGAGCAGCGCAGUCGGCCGAAGGAGGACCAUGAGCAUGUGGUGCCAGCGGAGGGAGAACAGCGUCUGUCCAACUAGGGUUCAGAGCCCCAUCCACGCUAUCUGAGAUCUAGGUUAAGUGUUCACGAUCGAGCGUCUCUGGUCGGUUAGCCGUACGUAGUCAAGUCUUUGCUCUUUGCUCCACGAGCCAAUGGGUUUCCUGUAGUCGUUUCUUAUCAAUUCCAGUGGCAGCUCCUGCGCAGAGAAAUAAGUCCCCGAAACGUUGAUUUUUUAAAAUUUACAGUCAAUGAUUUUUUCCUCUGUGUGGUCCCAUUUUUCCUCUACUCCUGAGCGCCCUUAGAUGUAGUCCUUGAUAGCCCCUUAAUUAAAUAAUCUCUAGUAAAGCCCCAGGCAAUAGGGUUUGGUCGGUUAAUGUUAUUACGUGUUACUAUUUAUUUAUUGUACAAGUAUUUCGCGACAAUUAAACAUUGUUUUUCACCAUAAUAAUGAUUUGAACUUGUCCUUUUAUUUAUGACGCAGAAACCGUUGCAGUUUCGUUAGUUUGAGCACUCACUACGUGGGGAAAAUAGUUUCCGUAGGAGAA